Molecule: messenger RNA, 5157 nt
Organism: Antechinus flavipes (yellow-footed antechinus)
Lineage: Eukaryota; Metazoa; Chordata; Mammalia; Dasyuromorphia; Dasyuridae
Gene: ARHGAP25
Product: Rho GTPase activating protein 25
Exons: 11
Coding region: 1822-3924 (700 amino acids)
Biological process (GO): signal transduction; phagocytosis, engulfment; activation of GTPase activity
Cellular component (GO): phagocytic cup
Molecular function (GO): GTPase activator activity
Source: RefSeq, a predicted model, not a curated record
AAGGAUAUGAACAGACAAUUUUCAGAUGAAAAAAUUGAAAUAAUUUCUAGUCAUAUGAAAAGGUGCUCUAAAUCACUAUUGAUCAGAGAAAUGCAAAUUAAGACAACUCUUGAGAUACCACUACACACCUUAAAUUGGCUAAGAUGACAGGAAAAAAUAGUGACGAAUGUUGGAGAUGUGAGAAAACUGGAAUACUAAUACAUUGUUGGUAGAGUUGUGAACGGAUCCAACCAUUCUGGAGAGCAAUUUGGAACUAUACCCAAAAAGCUAUAAAACUUUGCAUAUCCUUGGACCCAGCAGUGUUUCUACUGGGCCUGUAUCCCAAAGAAAUCAUAAAGGAGGGAAAGGGACCCCUAUGUGCAAAAAUGUUUGUGUCAGCCCUCUUUGUAGUUUUCCAGUUUUUCAAGAAACUGGAAAUUGAGUGGAUGCCCAUCAGUUGGAGAAUGGCUGAGUAAGGUAUGGUAUGUGAAUGUUAUGGAAUAUUAUUAUUCUGUGAGAAACGAUCAGCAGGAUGAUUUCAGAGAGGCCUGGAGAGACUUAUAUGAACUGAUGCUAAGUGAAAUGAGCAAAUCAUUGUACACGACAGCAGCAAGACUAUACUAUGAUCAAUUCUGAUGGAUGUGGCUCUCUUCAACAAUGAGAUGAUUGAUGCCAGUUCCAAUGAUCUUGUGAUGAAGAGAGCCAUCUACACCCAGAGGGAGGACUAUGGGAACUGAGUGUAGACCACGACAUAUAAUUCUCACUCUUUUUGUUAUGAUUUGCUUGAAUUUUAUUUUGUUUCUCACUUCUUUUCCUUUUUGACCUGAUUUUUCUUGUGCAGCAAGAUAAUUGUAUAAAUAUAUAUGCCUAUAUUGGAUUUAACAUAUAUUUUUACUAUGCUUAUUUAACACAUAUUAGAUUGCUUGCCAUCUAAGAGAGGGGUGGGGAGAAAGGGGGGAAAAAUUGAAACACGAGGUUUUUCAAGGUUAAUGUUGAAAAAUUGUCCUUGCAUAUGUUUUGAAAAUAAAAACUUCAAUAAAAAAUUAAAAAAAAAAACAAAAUUGAAACAAAACAAAACAAAUUUAAAAAAAAUUAUUGAUCAGUUGAUUGAAGGAAGGAUAGGAAUUCCAAAAUUGAAGUUAGAAGGAGGCCUUCUUAGGUAUAGGGAGCAAUAUGUAGGAUAUAGGCGGGGAUAGUGAACAGUCUAGUUUGGUUGGAAUAUGGAGUGUAUGGAGGGGAGGAGUAUCAUGAAAUAAGAUCGGGGCAGUUAGGGGGCACAGGGGAAAGAAAAUUGGCCCUGGAGUCAGGAGGAUCUGAGUUCAAGUCCAACCUCAGAUAGUUGAUAUUUACAAGUUAUGUGACUCUGAGCCAGUCACUUAACCCUGAUUGCCUUGCAAAAUAAAUACAUUAAAAAAUGGAAAAAAAAAAAAAAAAAAAGCAAAACCAAACCAAGAUUAUAAAACAGGGCAGAGAGCAGAUUGAAGGCCGAAGUGUUGAAAUUUUCGAAGAUUUUUGAUCUCUGCAUGAGCAAGAACACUCCAGCAGGGGUGUGAAAAACAGGUGGGAGGAGGGUGACCUCCUGGAACGCCAAGCCUGUCAGUAGGCAACUGUAUAGCCUUCGAGGCGUGCACAUGGGUGCCCUCCCCCAUCACGGAGGCAGCCCCGGGCCGCGUCCUUGGGGCACUUUCUAGGCCCUUUCAGGAGUCACACAGUUUCCUCGCAUUAGCUUUUCUGGGCCGCGGCCAAGCGUUGCCGAAUGGGUUCCCAUGCUGGGGAAGGGUUCUGGGGUGAUGGCAAGGUUAGAGCCCCUUGUUCCUCUGUGGAGCCGCUGGAUCUGGACGGAUGCCAGGGCCGCUUCCAGCUGCCUCCCCAGCUGCUGCGGGGGGCUCACCCCCAGCCGGCCCUCCCAGCAAAGUUUUAGGUUUUUUUUCUCUUGUCAGAUAUUCACUCCCACGCAGGAAAAAGGAAGCAUCUUUUGUCAAAUGCUGUGGCCACUUCCUUUUCAAAAGCCUCCAGCCAGCCUUGCAUUCUGCAGACCAACCCGGCUGUGAUCGGUACUCUAGGACCCGAGCUCGGUCAAGGAGUGUAAUGACUGGAGAGCAUAUGGCUUCCUUCCAUCAGCCAUCACCCCCCAGUGCCCUGGAGCGGCCCCUGAAGAUCGGCUGGCUGAAGAAGCAGCGGUCCAUAGUGAAGAACUGGCAGCAGAGGUACUUUGUGUUAAAAGGCCAACAGCUGUUCUACUACAAGGAGGAAGAGGAUGCUAAGCCUCAGGGCUCUAUGUAUCUACCAGGAAGUACCAUCAGAGAGAUUGCUACAAAUCCAGAAGAAGCUGGGAAGUUUGUCUUUGAAGUCAUCCCAGCCUCAUGGGACCAGAAUCGAAUGGGACAGGACUCCUAUGUCCUCAUGGCCAGCUCACAGUCAGAGAUGGAGGAGUGGGUGAAAUCUAUCCGAAGAGUCACUGGAUCACCAUCAGGAGUGGUAUUUGGUCAGCGACUGGAUGAGACUGUGGCAUAUGAACAAAAAUUUGGGAAUUACUCAGUGCCCAUCCUGGUGGAGAAGUGCAUGGAAUUCAUCAGAGAACAUGGCCUGAAUGAGGAAGGUAUCUUCCGACUGCCUGGACAGGACAACUUGGUAAAAAAGCUGAGGGAUGCCUUUGACGCUGGGGAGAGACCUUCUUUUGAACGAGAUACAGAUGUGCAUACCGUGGCCUCCUUGUUGAAGCUCUACCUUCGAGAACUCCCUGUCCCUGUGGUGCCCUGGAAUCAAUAUGAGGGAUUUCUGCUGUGUGGCAAACUUAUGAAUGCAGAUGAAUCAAAGGCACACCAGGAGUUGAUGAAACAGAUUUCCAAUCUUCCCAGAGACAAUUACAACCUUUUGAGUUACAUUUGUAGGUUCCUACAUGAAAUCCAGUUGAACAGUGCAAUUAAUAAGAUGUGUGUGGACAAUCUGGCCACUGUGAUUGGUGUGAACCUCAUCAGGCCCAAGGUAGAAGACCCUGCUGUGAUCAUGACAGGGACUCUCCAGAUCCAAAGAGUGAUGACCAUGAUGAUUCGAGACCAUGAAGUGCUCUUCCCCAAAUCCAAGGACAUCACCCCAUCUUCACCUGCCCAGAAACAUGACUCUAAGAAGUCUCCAGUCCCUCGGAGCUCAGUUGGCUGGGAUGCUGCUGAGGAUUCCUCCAUAUCCCGGACAGAAAGUUUUAGUCAGAUGACCAGUGACGCCAAUAGCAGCAGCUCUACUGGCCUAAAGACAGCAGACGAAACCCUGGAAUUUUCAGCCAGCAAAGGAAGUAAAGAACUCUCAGAAUCAUGGAAGCUGCAGUCUCGAAAAAGGACUCAGACGCUUCCAAACAGGAAAUGUUUCUUAACUUCAGCAUUGCAAUAUACCAACAGCAGCAGCAAAGUAGAAAUCUUUAACACAGAGUUCUGGUCCCCCUCCCCUGAAGGCAAAACCAGCGGACACAAAAGAACUCUGUCUCAGGACCUGCGGCACUUUUCAGACCUAGAACUGACUUCCCCAUGCAAUAGCAUCACCAGUGGCUCAUCACCUGCAGGUGACAAAACCAGCUCACCUGAUUUCCAGUCAGCCUCCAAGACCAAUUCUCUAGCGAGUUUAAACUCUGAGGAAAAAGAGUCUGCUCAGGCGGACCAGGAAUCUCUGCAGAAAGUGAUUUUAGAACUGAAAAAGGAAAUGGAGGCACAGAGACAGGGUUAUGAAGAACGGAUCAAAAGCCUCGAGAAGGAGAACUAUGACGUUUGGGCCAAAGUAGUGAGACUGAAUGAAGAGCUGGAGCAAGAGAAGAAGAAGUUAUCUGAGCUGGAAAUCAGCUUUCAAAGCAUGGAACGUUCACGGCAGGACAUGGAGAAGAGGAACAAAGUCCUGGAGGGAGAGCUCAAAGAAUGUGCCAAGUUGAAGUUGACAAAGGAGCCCAAUUCGAAUGCUUGAUGUUGGAGAUGGCAGAGGGUGUUGAUUUAGGACACAGUCUGACUUAUGAGCAUCUGGGAUGUGAUGCAGACACAAUUACCUCUCUUUCCUGAUAGGGGACUUGGAAGCAAAAAUGGUCCCUGUGAGAGAAAGGACCAUUUGGGAAACAAACAAGCAAAAAAUACCCUUUACUUCUGCCAGGAAGUUAAUAUGGUGGUCUACAUAGGAUGUGGCACAAGGCUGCCACAUGGAUCUCCCUACUGGAUGAGUUUGGAAAGAGAUAAGGCUUUUUCCUCUGUAUACCAGGAUGAGUGAAGAUGACAUCAAUUCUUCUAAUAAUGAAUGUAAAAUGAAAAUAUCUCUGGAAAGCUACAGUUUGGGUGAAUUCAGAAAAUCAGCUGGUUCUGGGCCACUGAAUUUUGGUUUCCUGAUUCUCUGAGUUCUGAAUGACAAGGGACAUGCAGUGAUAGUCAAUCAACUCUUGUUUAUCUGUAGUAUGGUUGGGAUGCCUUUUGACAUCCAGUUUUGAAUUUCCUACCAUUACUGCCUUGAAAUUGAGGCAAUCUGACUCAGUGGGACUCAGGACUUGGAUUCAAGUAUCAGCUUUGACACAUACAGGCUGUGUGAUUCUGGGCAAGUCACUUACAACCUGUACUUGCAGAGAUGGUGCUGAUACACAUUGAUAAAUUCAUUUUUCUAAUCUAAGUAUCCCUGCAGGGGUCGUCAAACGAUGGCCAUGGGCCAGAUGCAGCUGCUGAGGACGAUUAUCCCUCUCACCCAGGGCUAUGCAGUUUCUUUAUUUAAAGGCCUACAAAACAAAGUUUUUGUUUUUACUAUAGUCUGGCCCUCCAACAGUAUGAGGGACAGUGAACUGGCCCCCUAUUUAAAAAGUUUGAGGACCCCUGCGGAUAUCAAUGACAUCAACGAUUCGGUUUCUGUUCUUGAUAAUGUCUAUCAAGAUCUUAGACUACUUCCAUUCAGUUGUUAUGUUCUCAAGAAUCAGGAACCAUCAUAGAAAGGCAAAACUGGGACUUUAGGGUGUGUUUGGUACAAUUUAUCAUUUUACAGAGGGGGAAACUAAGGUCCCUGGAGGGGAUAUGCUUUCUGAUGUGCUAGAUGGAGUUAGGGACAGAACUGGACCUAGAACCCAGGUCUCUUAGUUUCCCACUCAAUGUUUUUUCUAUUGUCCCACACUGCUUCUGUAAGAAAGAACUGCUAGAAGAAAAUAUAAACUAUUUCAAAGCUAAAAAGAAA